Poecile atricapillus (Black-capped chickadee) is the source of this 2054-nucleotide messenger RNA. RefSeq names its product leucine rich repeat containing 3B (gene LRRC3B). Bases 611 to 1396 code for a protein of 261 amino acids. Gene Ontology annotation, molecular function: protein binding. The transcript has 4 exons. The record is from RefSeq and is a predicted model, not a curated record. Lineage: Eukaryota; Metazoa; Chordata; Aves; Passeriformes; Paridae.
CUGCGCGGUGGGAGCGAGAGGGAGGUCUCCUCCUUCUCUCCCUCCCCGCCCCGCUCUCUCCUCCCUCCCUGCCCGCCUGCCUCCGUGCCUGCAGCCGCAGCGCAGGGGCCGGGGAGCGGCGGCGCGGCAGGCACAGCCUCCCGGCGGGCGCCCGGCGGAGGCAGCAGGGCGGGCGGGCGUUGGCUGCGCCCGGCCCCGCCGCGCCGCCCGCAGGCUCCGCCCGGCGCUCCCAUGGCGCGGCGGCCCGGGGCCAGGUGAGCAGCGCUGCCUGUUGCGCCGAGCGGAGCGGAGCGGAGCGGAGCCGAGCCGAGCCGCCGGGGCCGCACGCCGAGAAGUUUUGCGGGAAGGCGCCGCGAUAUUUAUGCAAAAUCAUAAUGAAAACACCUUGAGAGUGGAUGUUAUUUGUACUGAUUUGAACACAGGAUAUUUCCAGAUGGAAAAUGAGGCAUGCUUCUAAGAAGCGUAUUGACCAUGAGGAAGCCCACGUGUUACUAACCAGUUUUUACUAGUCCUGCCGAAGAAAAUGAAGCCACGUUUCAGCUUUGCCGAUCCUUUUCCCACCCUGUUGGCUGAAUGAGAAAUGGUCGUGUGAUUAUGCUGACAGCCCAGCAUGCAUUUGGUAGACCUGUGGUUAACUCGUUCCCUCUCCAUGUGUCUGCUCUUACAAAGUUUUGUCCUCAUGAUACUGUGCUUUCAUUCUGCCAGUAUGUGCCCAAAAGGCUGCCUCUGUUCCCACUCUGGAGGUCUGAAUGUCAGCUGUAGCAAUGCAAACCUCAAGGAAAUACCCAGAGAUCUUCCUCCAGAAACAGUCUUACUUUAUUUGGACUCCAAUCAGAUAACAUCUAUCCCCAAUGAAAUUUUUAAGGACUUGCACCAAUUGAGAGUCCUCAAUUUAUCAAAAAACGGGAUUGAGUUUAUAGAUGAACAUGCCUUUAAAGGGGUGGCAGAAACCUUGCAGACUCUGGAUUUGUCCGACAACCGGAUUAAAAGCGUGCACAAAAACGCUUUCAACAACCUGAAGGCCAGGGCCAGAAUUGCCAACAACCCCUGGCACUGUGACUGCACGCUGCAGCAGGUGCUGCGGAGCAUGGCCUCCAACCACGAGACGGCCAACAACGUCAUCUGCAAGACUUCUGUGCUGGACGAGCACGCCGGGAGACCCUUCCUCAACGCUGCCAACGAUGCCGACCUCUGCAACCUCCCUAAAAAGACUACUGACUACGCCAUGCUGGUCACCAUGUUUGGCUGGUUCACCAUGGUGAUCUCCUACGUGGUUUAUUACGUCCGACAGAACCAGGAGGACGCAAGGAGGCACCUUGAGUACUUGAAAUCCCUGCCAAGCAGGCAAAAGAAACCAGAUGAAGCCGAUGACAUUAGCACUGUGGUGCUGGAUUGAGCUCAACGGAGAACCAGCUUUUCCACACAAACUGAGAAGAUGCCUGAGCUGUGUGGGCCGCCUGAAUUCAGGGAGAGUGAGCAGAUGGCACCCCUCACUGCAGGCCUGAUGAUGCUGUUCCUGAUGAACUUGGUUUGAAACACUUGUUCUCAUCCUUUGUGGAAAACCACAGUGGUUCAUGACACAUGGACCUCAGCUGUUCCAGUUUCCUGUUCCCAUGCUUCUGUGUGUGCACUUGUGUGGGUGCAGCAAUGCUUGACUCAGCUAGGUCUUGCUGGUGGGAGAGCAGGAAUUUCUGUGCUGGACCUUGUGAGUUUCUGUGUAUACAGAUGAUAAGGCCGGGUGGCAACAAUAUCCCUGGGAAGCUCUCUGUACGCUUGUUGGAGAGUGGGUGGGAGAGGGUCAGAGGGUGCUUGCCAUAAUCAUGUACUAUUGCAGUAUUCAUAUAAGUGGUUCAUGUUCUGUUUUCUGUUCUCUUACUGGUUUAAUACUUGAGCCUCUUCUGUAAAAGUGAAAGAGUAAUUAAAUCAUUACUUACCAGUAAUGCCAUCAUGUUUCUGACAUAAUGAAGAAUCACCUAAUUACUGUAUGUUACAUGUAAUAUCAGAGCCUGUCAUGUCGCUUUUCUCUGGGAGACUCCCCAGGAAAGGAGUCAGCC